This is a messenger RNA of Mastomys coucha (southern multimammate mouse), 4091 nucleotides long. RefSeq names its product translation initiation factor IF-2. The record is from RefSeq and is a predicted model, not a curated record. The coding region runs from base 1282 to 2136 and encodes 284 amino acids. Lineage: Eukaryota; Metazoa; Chordata; Mammalia; Rodentia; Muridae. The transcript has 4 exons.
GGACAACAGGUACCUGCAUUCUUGCUAAAAGCCUGGAUGGAUGGUAGAGCCCAGCAGCACUACCUGAGGUGGGAACUCUGGUGAGAAAUACUUGGGCAUCAGUAGAGGAAAAGAAGUCUGAAGAAACACUGUUCACCAUCCCACUGGCAUUAGUGGCUGCUCAAAGGUCAAUGGUGACUUCUCAAAGAUCAAGAUGCUGUGUUCCAGAUUGGAUUCUAGGCAUACAAAGAGGACAUGGACUCUGGACUUUGAGAGUUACAUAUACCAUCCUGAUACCUGGAGUUCCAAGCCACCCAGCAGAGAUCACAGGUAAUUACUUCCAAUGAUGCUCUGUGGGGAGAAGAGAAGUUAAUGAAUUCUUCUAUCUUCCUGCCUGGAGGUCAGCGGAUGGAGGGCUGCUAGCAACUGUAGGAGUUUUCCAGGGUGAUUACACAGAAAGUUGUGCAUUUCAAUUAGGAACAGCUGAACUCCUCCAGCCAGGGUUAAGCUCUUCUGGGGACACUGGUUCUCACUGGAAGGCCCCAACAUUUAGAGCCAGCCCAGAGGGAAGAAUGAAGUUUCAAGAUCUGGAAAGAGACUCAGUAUGACAGGCCUGCUAUUGUGUGGAACUGCAAGAGAGCUGAACCUGACUCCAGGUCUGUUGAAAGCAGCCAUCUCAGGAUUGCCUGCGCUCUAGCCCAGAUACUCAACUGUACAGACCUGGUCCCCUGCAAGGAUGGCUGUGUCUCAAAAUGUCUAAUCCUCCACAGAUGGGCCUUCAGAGACAUCUGGUAGCCUCACUCUUCAAAGCCAUCCACCUCUGUCUGUUGUGCAUAUGAGUGGCUAGAGAGUUAAGCUGUCUACGGUCUUGGUUCUCCACAGAACUGAACAUUCUUGCUCUCCACAAGUACUGGCUUUCCUUUCCAGAUAGCUCUCUUUUCCUGUUCUCCCAAGUCUCCCCGCCCCACACACAGCUUUUUCUCCCUCUUAUCUCUACAUGAGCUAUUUGAAGAGGUAGCUCCUCCUAGGGCAAGGGUCAUGUUAAACAGGUGGACAUUUUUGAGGGCCCUAGGAAUGACAUUUUCAGUUUUUGACAUAUAGAUCAAGAUGAGCAUUUACGAAGACUACCUAUGAGUAAAAGAAACUGGAAUUUUCUAAGACCCUAUCACUUCGUGAGGUAGGGCAAAAGAGAGUACAUGGAGGGAAACGAGCUUUAAGGAGCCUCUUGGACUCUGGACAAACUCCCACUUCAACCAGCACCACUGUUGCUCAAACCAAGGGGGCCGGCCCCAGCUGGGCACUAUGCCAUGGGGGAUGGGGACAGGAAUACUUAACCACAGUGCUUCCAAACCGUUCUCUCAGCUUCCCAGAACGCACGCAAAGGAUGCCUUCUCCUUCCUGAUGAUUCCCAGUCUACUGAACCACAGAAACGGCCAGCAGCCACCCGGGACUACACUGCCUGGUGAACGCCCCCCAACCGGCCUCCGGCCGCCCCAGACUAUCUUGCUAGUGCCAUCGAGGCCCUCUCUGGGCUCCAACCCUGGGACGACCUCGCUGCUCAGGCGCUCCCCAGAGCUGCAGACAGCCGGCAGGUGCGCGCUACAAGCGCGCCAUGGAGCGCCGGAACCACCGGAGCCUCCGGAGUCUAUGGCCCGGAAGCCUGGACAGGAGACUGCAGCUCCAAAAGUGGCGGAUCACGCGCGGAUACUCGCCGCCACAACCAAGCCGGGGCCGGGGCCGGGACCCCAAGGGGACCUGGGGAGGCUGCGCCGGAGGAACAGCCGCGGGAGCGCGCUCGGGGAAAGGGCGGAGGGCGCCGCUUACCCAGCUCGGCGGGGUCUGUCUGUCCCUGCGUCCCCGCUUCGUCCGCUUGACUGGCGGUUGCCCAGGGCAGCGUGCACCCAGUCCUGCCUGACUGGAGUCACACUGGCAGCUAGGUCCACAUGGAACCCAGGAUCAUUAAAAUCCUCGGCCCGCGCCGGCCGCUUGCCUGUAUUCCUGGGGUGGCCCCCGAAUGGUUCCUUGCGUCUUCGUCCCGGUCGCUUGCGCGCAGGGACCGGGUUGCGAAGGGGCGUGGGGUCCCGCAGGGUCCCUCCGGGGCUGGUCAAAGCCGGGUGUCUUCAGGUUUCUCUGGCACGACUUUCCGGGCUGCUCUGACAUCAGCGAUCCCGCGCUUCCUUCCCUUCUGCUCCUGGCCCGCUCGGCCCUAUUUCCUCCAGGAACCGCUGCCAGCUCAGUCUGCGACCGGGCCCGUAAGCUCCCGGCGGCUCCGCGGGUCCACCAGAUCUGAUCGCUCGUCUUCAGAUGAAGGAUCCCGGCAGCUGCUCCCGCCGCCCCCGCUCGGUUCUGCGCGGACAGUGCUGCGCGCAGCGUGGCUCAGCUCGGCUCCGGUGGCGGCGCCCUCAGCCGGCCUCCUAUAUUACCGCUCAGCUCAUUAUCAUAGAGGCCGCGUUAACCCCCUCCCCGCCCACGCGCCCCGCCCGCGCAGACUGAAUACCCUAGCCUGUCCACCCAAGAACCCGGCAGAGCUAGGGCUCUGCAGGCGUUCUCCUCGCUCAGCUUGGAUCACCAGACACUGUCAGUAGUCAAAGGGCCAGAAAGGUUGUACCAGAGUCUAAGGACUCAUGUCUUGGGGCCUGGUGAGCCAGCUGGCUCGGCUUCGGGAGGGGCUCAGAGUGAUGAGAGCACCCCAUCCCCUCGCGUGGCAUCACCUGUCACCAAGCAAAGCCUCCCCUCCUUCCUCUUCACCUGUGAGCUAGGGGUGAGUGUAGAGGGACCUGUAUUGCUGAUGGGCUUGAGAUGGGGUGUCGGAUUUCGGAACAGCAAAUUUCUCUGCCCUACAAAUUCUAGAAAGCCAACGAGCUAUCAAAAGAGGUUUGAAGUUGUUGAUAAUUAUUAUUUCUACAUUUUUAAGAAAAGUCUGGCUUUGCAUCUCCGAUUUCCUGUUCCACUGGGAACGUAGGCCAGGGGUGACUCUGGCGGGUGCUGUGGGAACCAGAGGAUCAGGAGCGUUUGCAUUAUCCAGACCCGCGAGCACACCUCAUACUGGAGGCAGGGGGUAAUGGCUAGAAGGUUAAAACAACUUUAAUAACCCCAGAAAAGAGGAUUUUCAGUUCUGGUUGCUUCUGCGCUCACGGGUCUUGAUCCUUGGCUCGUAGUCUGUGAAUCUGCAACCGUGGCUACGGCUUUCCCGCGAGGGCCUGUGCAAGCUAUACCCCUUUCGAAUUCCCUUAUGGAAAUCGAGCACACCGAGUUUACUCAACACGUCAAAGUGUCUGACAAACGUCCCCUACUGCCCUCUCGUGGCUAUACUCUUCACUGGUAUAUAUAUAAAAAAAGGAUGUGGAAUGCUUCUGAAAACAUGAAAACAGUUGGCUACUACUGAGACUUCAGCGAGAGAGGAAAGAUAGAUUAGAUAGAUAGAUAGAUAGAUAGAUAGAUAGAUAGAUAGAUAGAUAGAUAGAUAGAUAGAGAUAGAUAGAUCAGACAGAGAGACAGUGAAAGGGAGGGCGAGAGAAUAUCACUUUCAUCAACUGUAUUAGAGACAUGGGAUUUUGGAGUGUAGGGAUUUUUGUUUGUUUGUUUUGGGUUUCUUCACUAUGUAUCUCUAGCUGUCCUGGAACUCAUUACUAUAGACCAUAGUGGCUACGACCUCACAAAAAUCUGCUUGCCUCUGCCUCCCAAGUGCUGGACUCAGAAGUAUAUGCCACCACACUGGAUACCUGGUGUAAUUAGCUAUUCUUAAAAACAAAACCUGGUUACCUCAUUUAAAAGCUCUUCAAUUAAUAAAUUCAUUAAUUUCCUAAAAUUUGUUUCCAGUAAGUUUCACUAGCUGUUGCCAAUUUUGUCCUUUGGAACCACAAAGAAUCUGAAUUCCACGAUGCAUACCUAUCUUGUCCUUUGAAUUUAUGUAGCAUUUAUUUUUGAUAAAACACCAGGUGAUUCUCCUCUUUAUUCUUUCUCUUUACAUUUAUUCUUCCUCUAUUAUUGUUUAUGUCUGCAUAUGAAUGGGUCAUCUCUUCUUACCCAAAGGAUUGUUAUUCUCUUAUUUCUGUAUUUCUGAGUACACUGGAUUUAAGGCACAACUUGUUAAGGAAGAUAAAAAGAAGGUG